AUGGCGCCGUCUACGAACCAAAAGUCCAUCGACGCCCGCGAGCGGAAGGCCGCUGCCGCCGCAGAGGCUGCGCGCAUCAAAGCCGAGGAAGCGGAGCGGAAAAAGUGGGAAGACAACGACAAAGGCGUCGCGAGGAAGCAGGAAAGGAAGGCGGCGGCUCAACAGAAGGCUGAAGAACGCGCUCAGCACAAGGCAGAGCUGCGCCGGCUGGCCGCUGAGGAGGAUGCGGCAGCCGCAAGAAACACGCAGAAGAAGGCGCCUCCGCCGAAGCUGACUCGCGCACAGAUUCAACAGCGCGCUCUUCUGGCCGCUGCGCAGAAGAAGAAGGCCGAGGAGGAGGAAGCCAAGAGCAGGUCCCCGAAGGAAAUGGAAUUGCAGCCCAACAUCAAUCACAUCAUUCGCCAGCAGACGCUCGAGGCGCGCGAAGCUGGUGUGCAUCUGGUCACCGCGUCGGGCGUCGAGGAGGCGCUCGCUGCGAUGUCCCUGAGCGACGGCGCUGACCGUCAUCCAGAGAGACGCAUGAAGGCGGCCUACAAGGCUUACGAGGAAGCGUGGCUGCCUCGACUUAAGGCAGAGAAUCCGUCUCUGAAGAGAUCCCAGUUGAUGGAAAUGCUCAACAAACAAUGGAGAAAGGCGCCGGAGAAUCCAAUGAAUCAAGCUGCGGCGGCGGCGGCCCUGUCGCCGUCCACGCUGGUGCCGUAG
Molecule: messenger RNA, 702 nt
Organism: Besnoitia besnoiti
Lineage: Eukaryota; Apicomplexa; Conoidasida; Eucoccidiorida; Sarcocystidae
Product: Coiled-coil domain containing 124 family protein
Exons: 7
Coding region: 1-702 (233 amino acids)
Biological process (GO): transcription by RNA polymerase II
Cellular component (GO): nucleus
Molecular function (GO): transcription coactivator activity
Source: RefSeq, a predicted model, not a curated record